Molecule: messenger RNA, 2424 nt
Organism: Phacochoerus africanus (Common warthog)
Lineage: Eukaryota; Metazoa; Chordata; Mammalia; Artiodactyla; Suidae
Gene: FCMR
Product: Fc mu receptor
Exons: 9
Coding region: 330-1592 (420 amino acids)
Cellular component (GO): plasma membrane
Molecular function (GO): transmembrane signaling receptor activity
Source: RefSeq, a predicted model, not a curated record
GAUAGUGGUUGGAGGAAAUUACAACUGCAGCUGCCGGCUGGUGGGGACCCAGAAAGGCGUGGGGGCAGGCUACCCGCUGCCACCCGCGCUUCCUCUGCACCUGUUCUGAGCCUCAUACUCUGCUUCCACUGCGGAUGUUGUCGCUUGUGUUUUGUCUGACUCGUAAGCAAACAAGGUGGGUUGUCGCUUCCUCAUUUUCAAGUCCUACUCCUCGUGGGAGCCAGAAAUCUCUUUCAAGCUUCACAUCACAAAGGGCUCCCCAGUGAGCAGUGGGUCUCCGUCCCCCUCUCCAGGGGCCCUUGGAUGGGACCUUGUUCUGGAAAGGAGCCAUGGACCUCUGGCUUUGGUCACUGUACUUCCUGCCAGUGUCUGGUGCUCUGAGAGUCCUUCCAGAAAUAAAGCUGGAAGGAGUGCUGGGAGGAUCCAUUGUCAUCGAGUGCCCACUUCCUGAAACACCUGUGAGGCUAUAUCUAUGCCGGACAAUGGCUUUGUCUGGAACCUGCACCACCGUGGUGUCCAACAAGAAUUUUGUCCUGGAGGAAUUCAAACACCGAGUCACCCUGGAGCUGUGUCCAGACAGGAAACUGUUCCUGGUGGAGGUGACAGAGCUGACCGAGAGAGACAGCGGGGUCUACGCCUGUGGGGUGGGCAUGAACACAAAUCGGGGCAAGACCCAGCAGGUCACUCUGACUGUUCACAGCGAUUACAGGCCAUUCUGGGAAGCAGAUCCGAUGCCGGAGCCUCCAGCAUGGUUUAAUAGGUUUCUCCAAAUGCAUAUGCCUCCUCCUUGGUUCAAGACGCCUGCAUAUGCCAGCCCUUUCGAAUUCAUACCCAAAGAAACCUCACCAUCUCAAAGGACCAAGGCCCCUCCAGAACACCACACCUCCCCCACCACCUCAGUCACCCACCACCCUCAAGUUUCCAAGGCAUCUUCGGUAGCAACGGCCGAGCCCACAACCCUCCUGCCACCCACCACAGCCUUAAAAACCUCAGCCCGGGAAACAGUGCUCAGGCCCCAGACGGCCAGCUACAACCAUCAAACCCGGCUUCACAGGCAGAGAGCCUUCAACCAACGCCUAGGUCCGGUGUCCAGGAUGCGAGAGCAAGGAUUCCACGUCCUGAUCCCUGCCGCCCUGGGUUUCAUCCUGCUGGCACUUCUGGUGCUGCUGGCGAGAAGGGUCUUUCAAAGGAGGAAAGCUCUCUCCAGGCGGGUCCGCCGACUGGCGGUGAGGAUGCGCGCCCUGGAAGCCUCCCAGCGGCCACGCAUAUUGCAGAGAGCGCGCACCCAAAAUAAUGUCUACAGUGCCUGCCCUCGGCGCCCUCGGGGGGCGGACGCUGCUGGUGGUCAGCAGGCAGGUCAAGGGGCGGCACCUCCACCAGGCUCCGCUGCGCUGGCGACCUCGGCCCCGCCGCAGGUGACUGAAACUCCCUGGCUCCAUGCCCCGUCUCUGAGGAUCGGCUGUGAAUAUGUGAGAUUUUACCACCAGCCUGAUGCCGAGAUGGGGGACACCGAUUCUGAUGACUAUGUCAAUGUUCCCUGCCGGACCCUCCGCUCCAGCUGUCCCCCUGGGCCCAGACCUUGGUGCCAAUGAAUCUUGUCUGUCUGCUGGUUUCCAGCACCUGCUCCAUCUGUUUUCCCAGCCCUCACUACCUCCCACAUCCCACCUCAAGUUUCCAUCUGUUUGCCUUGAGGCAUAGCUCAGUCCCCCCUCCCCCAGAUCUUCUCAAACAUCUUUGCAGCCCCCUGUGGGUUUCAGGCGGGCUCUGGGAGCACAGAGCACAUGUCCUGAUGCCUCCUGCUUCCUUUCCAAGUCACACAGGUUGUGGGAUUUGCAGAGUGUCUUUUUUUUUUUUUUUGUCUUUUCGCCUUUUCUAGGGCCACUCUGUCGGCAUAUGGAGGUUCCCAGGCUAGGGGUCUACUCAGAGCUAUAGCCACCGGCCUACGCCGGAGCCAUGGCAACACGGGAUCCAAGCCGCGUCUGCGACCUACACCACAGCUCAUGGCAACGCCAGGUCCUUAACCCACUGAGCAAGGGCAGGGAUCAAACCCGCAACCUCAUGGUUCCUAGUCGGAUUCGUUAACCACUGCGCCACGACGGGAACUCCUUUUUUUUUUUUUUUUGUAUGUAUCUUUGACCCCAGGGUCUUUACUGCCCUGGCUCUAGACCCCAUGGCGUGGAAGCUGGAGCUGUUGCUUUGAAAGCCCUUCUCAGGCUGGAGCUUCACACCAAUUGAAGGUGCCUGGACUGCUUUGUGAGGACAUGCUUCAGCCUUGAGCUUGGAAGGGGACUUGUUAUGAAACACCCCUGACUUUGCCCUGACCUUAGGGCUGGCGCUUACUAGUGAGCUUCUAUUCAUCCUAAGUCCGAUGGCCAGGGCAGUUUACCUUGAUGUGAUGAAGGGCUAUAAAUUUUCAGAACCGUG